Solanum dulcamara is the source of this 932-nucleotide messenger RNA. Its product is annotated as RING-H2 finger protein ATL57. The transcript has 2 exons. NCBI's taxonomy places the organism in Eukaryota, Viridiplantae, Streptophyta, Magnoliopsida, Solanales, Solanaceae. Gene Ontology annotation, molecular function: zinc ion binding. Bases 111 to 827 code for a protein of 238 amino acids. The record is from RefSeq and is a predicted model, not a curated record.
AUUCUUAUCCUUUUCAGUACUCUCACUCUUUUCUCUCCCCCAAAACCUUCAUUUCCAGUAUCUUCUACAACAUUAUACACCCAAAAAUAUAUAUAUUAAUAGUUGUUGAGAUGAGAAGAGUAUUAUUACAAUAUUCAAGCCCAGAAAUUUUACACUCUUCAAUAAGUUCAUCAGAUCCAACAAUUACUUUCCACCCUAUGAAUGAUUCUGCUGCUGCUACAGCAAUUGGAAGACCAUUUAAGUUUUCUGCACCUUUCGAUUCAUCAAUGGGGUUAACGAUUCUCGUACUUCUUACUGCUCUGUUUUUCAUGGGUUUUUUCUCUAUUUACAUACGUCACUUCGCCGGAGAUACAACUACUUCUGCUUCCGAUGAACGACGCCGGAGAAAUCAAUCUCCGUCAUCGUCUUCCUCAGCGGCGCCCAGGUUGUCAUGCCGAAAAGGGAUGGACCCAUCGACGGUGCAGUCACUGCCGUUGAUUUCUUACGGUGGAGCCGCGAAGCACUUGAUCGAAGACUGUCCGAUUUGUUUAACUGAGUUCGAGGUGAGUGAACUCGUUCGACUCAUUCCGUACUGUCGUCACGUGUUCCAUCAACAGUGUCUUGACACGUGGCUAGCAUCGCACGUGACUUGUCCACUCUGUCGGUCCACGCAGUUUUUCAAGGAGGUGGAUGAGGUUUGUUUGGAUAUAGUUGAUGUAAGAAAUGAGAAUGGUGUGAGUGAAAGAUCAACGGUUCAGGAGUGUGACACGUGUAGGAGCAUUAGGAGAUCAUGUAGCUCUUCAGAUUUGGGGAGUAGAGUAACAUUGCAUAGAAGUGCAAGUUUCUGAAAAAAAAGAAAAAAAAUUGUAAAGAAUUUGUAAGUAUUAGUACUACUACUUUUGUACAGCACUUGAAUUGACUAAUUAUUGUGAUUUAUUAUUUAUUGUGAAGUA